AUGACAAAUACGGACCACAAGAUACAAAGGUGCGGAAGCGAUGAUUAUGCCUGGUGCGGCGGCGCGGCGCGGCAGGCUGGUCUCGUAUCAACUUGCCGAGCAGUUCGAGGAGUGAGAGGCGCAGUGGGCGCGGCGGCACACGAGCCUCGCCUUCCGCGCCCAGCACCUCCAGCUCGACCGCCUCCGAGCGCGCGCACAUCCGCGCCGCUACCGCCGCGCCAUGUCGCGCGCCGCUCCGCGCGGCCACCCCGCCGGCUCAGACCGAGCGAGAUACACCGACGCGCCACGCGACUCGUCACGAGUUUUCACACGCGCGUCUCAACUCGCAGCGGAACCGAUACUCCUGUGCGGUCUACACUAGCGCCCUCACAGCGGCGCGCGCAUUAUAUGCUCGUAGACGGUGUUGCCCUAAGCGAUUCAAUGUUAACAGCUAAAGAAAUGUACAUAUUU
Brenthis ino (lesser marbled fritillary) is the source of this 450-nucleotide messenger RNA. The record is from the annotation of a GenBank genome assembly. Lineage: Eukaryota; Metazoa; Arthropoda; Insecta; Lepidoptera; Nymphalidae.